Ilex paraguariensis (yerba mate) is the source of this 862-nucleotide messenger RNA. The record is from the annotation of a GenBank genome assembly. Lineage: Eukaryota; Viridiplantae; Streptophyta; Magnoliopsida; Aquifoliales; Aquifoliaceae.
AUGGUCUUUAAACUAGGAAAACGGAACACAGUAGAUUCUCUUCUCUUGGCAUUGAAGAGAACCUCUCCAUUAGUGAAUCUAGUGACAAAGCUACAGCCAUGGGGUUCUGACCUCUUGCAAGAUUCCUCUUCUUGGUCAAGAUACAAGAAUAGAAACAGCUAUUGCCAAAAUGUGUCGCUGCUUCUUGUUCCAAUACCCAUCGGAUUUGUGGAACAUCCAAUUACAUCUAGUGUCCUGGGAAAUGCCAAAGGGGCUGUUGCCGUGGUUAUCUCAAUUUUGAUAUUUAGGAAUCCUGUAUCACUAACAGGAAUGCUGGGAUACACACUCACCGUUAUAGGAGUUGUUCUGUACAGUGAAGCCAAGAAGAGAAGCAAAUGAAGGGCUUUCAUGUCAUCUCGUAUUUUUCUUCAUACAAAUUCACCAUUUAAUUCUUCAGAGCUGGACAUUCUGACACAUGAUUGCAGCUGCAAAUUCUCAUGCAAUUCCUUUUCUGGAAACCAGAAAGAUGAGUUUCUUCCUAUUUCGACAGUGAUUAUGCUUUGAAGUGGAAAAAUAUCGAUAAUAACAGCAUUGAUUCACCUUUCUACUCUGUUCUUCGGUCGAUGCAACAGUAGCAGCUAUUCUUUUAUCAGACAUUUUUUUUCUCUCUUGUUCCACUGUUUCUCAGACCGUAGUUCCAUAUUUUUGUCUUACAGAUUAAAAACGUUAGUAUUUAUUUAUACGUUGUGUGAUUAGGUGUGAUUUUAUUCUUGUAAAGAGGUGUGGAAUAUUAAACAUAAACAUACAUCAGACAUGUUAGUUACUAGGUUCCUCUCUUGUUUCAUUUGUGAAGUGGAUUUUUUGGAUUUUUUGUUGUUGCUCC